AACGAUUAUUCAGGAAUCUACAGUAAUAAACUGAAACAACGAGUGAAAAAUAUUCUAGACUGUUUAGAAAUUGUUAUUUAUAUGCAUACAACUUGGAGUUUUUUAAUUGCAAUUUCGAUAUUUCAAAUGGCGUUUGGACGAUAUAAUGCAAAAACUAACAAGGAGCUUGUCCAAUAUCUUAAACGAUCAAAAAUCGUCAAAUCCGAUCGAGUUUUCGAAGCAAUGUGUGCUGUAGAUCGUGGACAUUACACUACUUCUGGUAACCCAUAUGUAGAUGCUCCUCAAGGAAUCGGUUAUGGAGUAACUAUAAGUGCUCCUCACAUGCACGCCUACGCUUUAGAGCUACUCGAGGACAAGCUCAAACCUGGAAAUAAAGCCUUGGAUGUUGGAUCAGGAUCAGGAUAUUUAACAGCUUGCAUGGGAGUUAUGUUGGGAGAUAGUGGAGUAGCAGUUGGGAUUGAUCAUAUUCAGCAACUUCAAGCUUUAGCAACAAAAAAUAUUAAAGCAGAUAAGCCUGAAUUACUUGAAAGUGGUCGAGUAGAGCUAGUUGUUGGAGAUGGAAGAAAAGGUUAUCCACCACAUGCACCUUAUGAUGCUAUUCAUGUUGGAGCAGCAGCUAAUGGUACCCCUCAUGCAUUAAUUGAUCAACUUGCACCUGGAGGACGACUCAUAGUACCAAUCGGAGCAGAAAACUCAGAUCAAACUCUGGUUCAGUUUGAUAAGUCUACUGAUGGAGAAAUAAAACGACGUUCCUUGAUGGGAGUAAUUUUUGUUCCUUUGACCGAUAAAGAACGACAGUAUCGAUCAUGAAACAAGUGCUCAAUCCAAUGAUUGCUCUUUGUACGAAUUCAUUUUAUAGCAGUAUGUAUUUUAUGCUCAAAAACCAUACAAAUUAUUCAUUUUUUCUUAGUAUUAUUGGAUUGUUUCCAUGACGAUACUGUUUGAAAAGAAAAACUUCUUUUAGAUCUCGUAUCAAACUAAUUUAUCAUGUAUUUGUUUUUUGAAAUUUAAAAAAUUUCGGGGUUUAAAAUUGGUAAAUAACUAUUCAACUACCAAAAAAUUUCGUUUUUCAAUGGAGAGUAAAUUUUCGAAUACAUUUUUACAUGAAAAUGUAAAUUGAUAAUUAAAACUAUACACAUUGUAAAUUAUAAGUUAACUUUAUAUUAAAUUCCUAAGAAUUAUUAUUAAAUAAAAAUUAUACAAAUUUUCAA
Chelonus insularis is the source of this 1211-nucleotide messenger RNA. It is a transcript of the gene Pcmt, whose product is annotated as Protein-L-isoaspartate (D-aspartate) O-methyltransferase. The coding region runs from base 82 to 810 and encodes 242 amino acids. Gene Ontology annotation, molecular function: protein-L-isoaspartate (D-aspartate) O-methyltransferase activity. Gene Ontology annotation, cellular component: cytoplasm. The record is from RefSeq and is a predicted model, not a curated record. Gene Ontology annotation, biological process: protein modification process. The transcript is spliced from 5 exons. NCBI's taxonomy places the organism in Eukaryota, Metazoa, Arthropoda, Insecta, Hymenoptera, Braconidae.